Molecule: messenger RNA, 822 nt
Organism: Parastagonospora nodorum SN15
Lineage: Eukaryota; Fungi; Ascomycota; Dothideomycetes; Pleosporales; Phaeosphaeriaceae
Exons: 2
Coding region: 1-822 (273 amino acids)
Biological process (GO): Golgi to vacuole transport; intracellular protein transport; vesicle fusion
Cellular component (GO): endomembrane system; SNARE complex; membrane
Molecular function (GO): SNAP receptor activity; SNARE binding
Source: RefSeq, a predicted model, not a curated record
AUGUCGUUCCAACACUCGUCCAACCUGGAGUCGCAACCGACCAACUUCCGCCGAAGCGAUGAUCCCCAGUAUGCCGAUGAUCCAGAGUUCCGCGACUUCGCCAGCAAGCUGUCCGACGACCUCUUCGCCCUGACCCGCAACGUCGCCCGCCUAUCUACCGAGGUGGCCAAGCUCGGGACAAAGCACGAGACACCCCGCGUGCGAGAGCGCGUGAAGACGACUGUUGAAGAGACAUCCGACACGUUCAAGGAGAUUGGCGAGGGCAUCAAGAACAUCACCACCUGGCCUGACGUUGGACCCUCCCAAAAGUUCACUCAGUCCAAGCUCCAGCGUGAAUUCCGCGCCUCCCUCCAGGAAUUCCAACAACUCCAAAAAGCCGCCCUGGAGAAGGAGAAGUCUUCCGCACAAGCUGCCCGCGCAGCGCUAGACGCACAGUCCCCGAGUGAAGAGCGGUCAGGCGGCGACUUUGGCACUCACCAACAGCAGGAGCAAGAACAGCUUCGCCUCGCCAACCAAGACGAGGUUGACUUCCAAGAAUCCCUCAUCAUCGAGCGCGAAUCCGAGAUCCGCAACAUCGAACAGAGCGUGGGAGAGUUGAACGAGCUGUUCAGAGAUGUCGCGCACAUGGUACAUGAGCAGGGCGCACAGUUGGACAUUAUUGAAGAGAAUGUCGAGGUUACGCAUGACGCCAGCCAGGGAGCGCAUGUGAACCUGAAGCAGGCGAGCAAUUACCAGAAGAGCGCCAGGAGCAAGGCGUGCAUCCUGUUGUUGAUCUUGGGCAUGGUGUUGGUCAUUAUUGUGCUGGCUGUCACGUUGGAUUGA